CUCUCACCCCAACCAAAAUCGCGGGAAUCACUCCCGCUGAAAUCUCAUCUGGUGAAACCCUCCCCUCACUCCCACUCACUCCCGAAACCCUGUGGCCUCUGCACGUUCUCUCCCUCGCUCCCGAAACCCUUGGCCUCUGCACGAUCUCUCCCUCACUCCCUCCCGAAACCAAUCCCCGUUCUCUCAUUCAACAAAGCCUCUGCACAUUCGACAAGGAGAAGACGAUAUUCUUGAAGAGUAGAUCAAGGGGAAGACGAUAUUCGACUGGGGAAGAUGAGGGGAAGACGAUAUUCGACUGGGCAGAUGCCACCUUAUAUGCAGUACCCUCCGUCGAGUAAUCCGGAGGACUUGAGACAAGAAAUGCACCCUACGUCAACUGUGCCAACUAGUACAGAAUUUGAAGAAAAUGUUGAAAGUACAUCACGGAUGACUGAUCAAAGUUGUCAUGCUACUAAUGAAAUGUUAUUCGACAUGGAUGAAGAUUUAGAGGAUACCACUGUUGUUCCAGAUGAUGAGGUACGAGUUGAAGUACCAAAAUCCGGUAUGGAAUUUGAGAGUGAGAAAGAGCUUACGGCCUACUAUAAGCGAUAUGCCAAGCAAGAGGGUUUUGGUGUAAGGACACAGAGGACUAAGAAAGAUGAUGAUGGGAGGCCUGUGUAUGUGACCAUUGGUUGUGCCCGUGGCGGAAAGUACCAACCUAAGCACAGUAAUAUCUCAAGGCCACGGCCAACAACUAAAACAGAUUGUAAGGCGAAGGUAAAUGCUACAUUGAACAAGAAUAAUAAAUGGGUUUUCACCACUGUUGAAAAUGCACACAACCACAGUAUUGUGAGUCCCAAGAAUAGGAGACUCUUGCGAUCUCACAAGUGUUUAGACGAAUAUAGUCAAAGGAUCCUCAACAUGAAUGAUAGAGCUGACAUUCGAAUGAACAAGAAUUAUUAUUCUUCUGUCGUUGAUGCGGGUGGUUUUGAGAAUCUUGAUUUUCAAGAGAAAGAUUGUCAGAAUUUUAUUGACAGGGCUAGAUCUUUAAGGUUGGGUAAAGGAGGUGGUGAAGUACUUAAUGAAUAUUUCCAGAGAAUGAGAGAUCAGAAUGAUGGUUUCGUUUCUUUCAUGGACAUUGAUGAUGAGGGAAGGUUACGGAAUGUGUUUUGGGCUGAUGCACGAAGUCGAGCAGCUUAUGAGUAUUUUGGAGAUGUUGUAACUUUUGAUACAACGUACCUAACAAAUAGGUAUGGGAUGCCUUUUGCUCCAUUUGUUGGUGUUAACCAUCAUGGGCAAUCCAUACUACUAGGGGUGGGGUUGCUGUCAAGCGAGGACACACAUACCUUUGUUUGGUUGUUCCGAAUGUGGUUGUACUGCAUGAAUGGUCGAGCGCCCAAAGCCAUCAUAACCGACCAAGACCAGGCAAUGAAGAACGCAAUUGCAAUUGUAUUUCCGGAAACUCGUCAUAGAUAUUGUCUAUGGCAUAUAAUGCGCAAACUUUCAGAAAAGUUAGGAUCUCACUCUCAAUUCAGCUCAGGGUUAAAGACCUCCAUUCAGGCUGCAUUGUAUGAUUCACAGACCUGCACAGAAUUUGAGGAGAGAUGGGGUCAACUACUUGAUAAGUAUGAUCUCAAAGGCAAUAAUUGGCUCCAGUCCUUAUAUCACGAAAGGACUUUUUGGGUUCCGGUUUACUUGAAGGAUGUAUUUUGGGCUGGUAUGAGCACAACACAACAGUCAGAAAGCAUGGAUGUUUUUUUCGACGGGUAUGUCCAUUCUGGUACUACCUUGAAGGAAUUCGUCGAUCAAUUCGAUAAUGCUUUAAGAAAGAUGGUGAAGGUAGAGACAACGGCUGAUUACAACUCCAGCAAUCAAAAGAUCCCCUGUGUUUCCCCUUUUAGCUUUGAGAAGCAGUUUCAGAAGGUAUUCACAAAUGCAAAGUUUAAAGAGUUCCAAAAAGAGUUGAUGGGUCUAAUGUGUUGUAAUUGCACACUGGUAAGUAAGGAGGGGUGCAUUUCAACUUUCGAUAUCUUGGAUGAAAUAUCUAUUGAUGACUGCACAAAAACAAUCCACUACACACUUGACUAUAAUGAAGAGGAGUGCGAGUUAAAAUGCGCAUGUGCAUUGUUUGAGAUGAGGGGAAUUCUAUGUAGGCAUGCACUUAGAGUUUGUCAAUUGAAGAAGAUUAAUGUGCUGCCAGAUAGAUAUGUCUUGGAUCGCUGGAGGAAGGAUGAGAAGAGGAGAUACACAUUGAUCAAAAGUAGUUAUGAUGACUUGCGGGUCAGUGGAGACGCACAGAGGUAUGAUGUGGUGGUUAAAAGAUGCAUGAAAUUAGCAACAAAAAUAUCAUCAAGUGAUGAGCGUGUCAAUGCAUUCCUCUGCUAUGUCGAUGAGUUUGAUUCAAAAUGUGACGAUUUAACAUUCGGGUCAAAAUCCGAAUCAACGAAGGUCGGAUCAAACGUAGUCGUCGAUAAGGGUAAGAAGAUAUUAAGCCCCCACGUCGUUUGAGGGAAAGGGAGACCCGCAACUAAGAGAAAGGUUAUGCCUGUGGAGAAGAUGUCAACGAAAAGUAAGAAGAAAGAGGCUUGUAGGAAAAUUUUUUAUGAUGAAACACAAGUGGGUGACAUCCCGGUAUCUCAACUUGACCAGUUUCAUGAGAGGGUUGGUGUUGGAACACAAAACAGCAUUGUUGCACAAUCAAUGCCAUCAGGAAAGGAGAAAUGUAGUAUUGUUUGGGAGCUUCGAGUGGUGGGCUGGGAGGUGAGCUAUGGUGCUGAAUUUCUGCCUACAGCCGAAGAUAGAUAUACUGUUAUCAUACAGAAAGCCACGAAGAAGGCCCCAAGUGAUGAACCAGUGGUGAGCAACAGCUUUAAAGUUGGUGAACUAGGAGAAAUACUGCUCACCCCCAACCUCAAAAAAGAAGCGGCUUGUUUACAGGUUCAAGAUCAAGUCCUUCAUAGACCGAGGAUCAGCUCAAAGCACUAAGAAAGUUCCUCUUGCUGCCUAGGGAUGGAUUAAGUAAAAGGUUUGGAUUGUCGUUAUUUCAAUAUUCGUAUGCUGAUUGAACAUUUCUGCUUGAUCACUGUGCCCGCAAACUUUUCCUUUUCUCUCCCUUUCCCUUUCUUAUGGUUGUUUAUGAAUGAUUUUGAAAAAUAACCCACUGAUUUACCAGUAAUGGCUCUACAAUGGGUGGCUACAACUCUUAACUAUGGUGCUGGAAUGACAGAGGAUUCAUUGAAGAUGUUACUCUUUUUGCAAAGAUUUUAAUUGGAUCUCAAAAUGUUCAUUCAUGUUAUGUAUUUAGAUAGCCUCAGUAUUUGUAUAACUGGAAUGAUUUUAAGUUAUGGGAAUCUAUUCUUGUACUUGAUGGCA
This is a messenger RNA of Carya illinoinensis, 3351 nucleotides long. RefSeq names its product protein FAR-RED IMPAIRED RESPONSE 1-like. NCBI's taxonomy places the organism in Eukaryota, Viridiplantae, Streptophyta, Magnoliopsida, Fagales, Juglandaceae. The transcript is spliced from 5 exons. The record is from RefSeq and is a predicted model, not a curated record. The coding region runs from base 274 to 2487 and encodes 737 amino acids. Gene Ontology annotation, biological process: regulation of DNA-templated transcription. Gene Ontology annotation, molecular function: zinc ion binding.